Paralichthys olivaceus (Japanese flounder) is the source of this 1943-nucleotide messenger RNA. RefSeq names its product centrosomal AT-AC splicing factor (gene cenatac). NCBI's taxonomy places the organism in Eukaryota, Metazoa, Chordata, Actinopteri, Pleuronectiformes, Paralichthyidae. The record is from RefSeq and is a predicted model, not a curated record.
GAACAUUUUAGAUGAUUGAAAAUAUCGCUAGGAUUAUUUCAUAUUGACGAUGACAGAUGUUCAAUAAAUUGUGUUUGUUUCAAGGGGGAAACAUAUCGAGACGGAACCGCUUCCUUUCUGGAGCGGAUAUCCGGGCUGUAGCUUGUGUGGCUUUCCGUUUCACCAACAAUAAACAAUGAGAAUUAAAACAGAAAUGUUCGGUUUCUGUGUCAGUUCAUCUGUAAUUUACUAGUCUCUGUGUCAAUGGCUCCUUAUUAUYGCGCCGUGUGUCGGCAAACUACAUUCGCCGGGAAGGGACACAUCUUCGGGAAGAGUCACCAGAGCAGACUGAGAGUGGUUCUUCUCAAAUUCUUAGAGAAGGUGAAGGAAGCUCGUCGCACUCUUAAAAAGCCCCAAGUAGAAAAGUUUGACUGCAGCGAGCACCAGCAGAAAUUCUGGUGCUACUGYUGUGGGCUCGAAGUAKACAGAAAUGUUACAGACGGCAACAUGACUGUGCUGUACGGAGGCUUGUUAGAACACAUGGCCACACCAGAACACAGGAAGAAUACCCACAAGUUCUGGUGGGAAAAUAAAGCCGACCCCAAGCUUCGAGACAAGGUCAUCAUCACGGAGGAGGAAACUGAAAGGUUUAAAGCUGAGUUGCCACAAGUUUUGGAAUCAUUUGUGGAGAAGGAGGAUGAAUUCAUUAAACAGCAAGCUGAUCAUAUCCGGGCCCAGGAGAAGCAUCGUCAAGAGGUCCUUCAGGCUCUAAUAGAGCGUGACGCAGACCCGGAGUCGUUCAAUGGUCCCAAUGGCACAGACGUGUCUGCGGAGGAUUCUGUCAGCUCGCAGUUUACAUCUCAGGGAUCAGACCAGCAGCCAGGGAGCAGCUUCGUUGAGUCAAUGGUGAAAGCACCGCGGGCGGCAGCAGGACAUGGCCUGACUUUCAUCGGCUAUCAGGUAGAAGGACACCCAUCAUUCAGAAAGUUUCUCAUGAGUAACUGCAAACACWAUCACCUAAUUUUUUGUCUGUUACAGRAUUCAGCAAACAGUGGAAAUGUUCACACAGGUGCUGUCCCACCUUGGCUCCAGGACGAUCCUUUGGAGGGGACCUCUGGGGCUUCAGCACAUCCAGAGAUUGGCCCAUCGCUCCAAGAGUUCCUCAAACAGAAGGAGCAAGAGAAGCUGAAGAAGCUUCCACCGAACAGAGUUGGGGCCAACUUUGAUCACAGCUCACAGACAGACGCCAACUGGCUUCCCUCUUUUGGAAGAGUGUGGAACAGCGGCCGACGCUGGCAGUCCAGGCACCAAUUCAGAGAAGAAGAAGGGAAGAAGAACAGACCAAAGAGGAAGCGGCAGCAGAACUCGGAUGGGUCAAAGAAAACUAAAGCAACUGGUCAGCUGACAAACUCUGACGGCACUUAAAACUGAGUGUUCGAGUGAAGGGAUGUGUAGCAGGAUGUGAAUGAGGUUUUAUACUGGGUUUCUCUGAGAAGUUGUACCUGCCUCGGUAGACGCCUUUCUCAAAAAACAUCUUUGUAACAUACAGGCAGUCCACAUAUUUACCCAAUAGGCACUGUUGAUUGUAUUAUGUUACUGAUGAUUGUAUAUUUUGUAUAAAAAGAAGGAGCUCAUUGAAAUUAGCRUCCACAUUCUUCCACCAAGUCCAGGACUCUGAAGUUAAUUUGAAAUGUGAGCACAAUUUGAUGGUUCUGUCAAGUAAUCAGCAGGGGGCGCAAGACACCGUUCUAGGCACCUGCUGUGUGUUCAGAGAAGAGUCGACAUGAGUCUGUUGAAGGAUGUAAACAGUAAACAGACUGUGCAUUCACGUGCUCCUCGGAAAGUCCAGUUUUCCCACUUGUGAAGUCGUUGUUGUUCUGACUUCAGUGUGUUCACGUGCUUUCAAGUCAGAAUGUGGAAAUAAACAUGAACGCAGUAAACAAAAUGUUUCUCAUUAAUCCGUU